Molecule: messenger RNA, 1341 nt
Organism: Cervus elaphus (red deer)
Lineage: Eukaryota; Metazoa; Chordata; Mammalia; Artiodactyla; Cervidae
Gene: LHFPL5
Product: LHFPL tetraspan subfamily member 5
Exons: 3
Coding region: 481-1341 (286 amino acids)
Biological process (GO): detection of mechanical stimulus involved in sensory perception; sensory perception of sound
Cellular component (GO): plasma membrane
Source: RefSeq, a predicted model, not a curated record
CCGCCCUUUCGGUCCUUGCCAGCCCAGCGGCGGAGUGUGAAGAAAGGCCCUGAUUCCCCGGCGCCGGCUUGAGGAGUGGGUGGGGCGGCAGCUCUGCGUUCUCCUCUGCCGCGGGGCCCGAGGCGCUGGCCACGGUGCUGAAAGCUGCGCUCUCGUUGGAGGGAGCGGGGCGGAGCCGGGACGAGCGAAGGGGGCGGAGCUCCCUGGGGCUCUCCGCUGGAAGGGGGCGGGGCAGGGCGGCGCCCGCAGGCCCUGGACCCUGGCGGGUUUGAGGAGGCACGAGACCCGAGGCAGGCGGGCUCAAGCAGAGCGGACACAGCCCCCUGGACAAGCUUCCCCUGGAGAAGCCAAGGUCAUCCUCCCUGACCUCAGCCUCCUCCCCACACCCGGCUGAGGGGGAGACCCACUUCUGGGCCUCCUUCCGUUCGCAAAGCCACUUCCAGCCCACAAGUCCCCACCCCAGGACCCAGCGCCCUCACGAUGGUGAAGUUGCUGCCUGCCCAAGAGGCAGCCAAGAUCUACCACACCAACUACGUGCGUAACUCGAGGGCUGUGGGCGUGAUGUGGGGCACACUCACCAUCUGCUUCUCCGUGCUGGUCAUGGUGCUCUUCAUCCAACCCUACUGGAUCGGGGACAGCGUCAACACGCCCCAGGCGGGCUACUUUGGUCUUUUCUCCUACUGCGUGGGCAACGUGCUGUCUUCUGAGCUUAUCUGCAAGGGUGGCCCGCUGGACUUCUCCUCUAUCCCUUCUAGAGCCUUCAAGACGGCCAUGUUCUUUGUGGCCUUGGCCAUGUUCCUCAUCAUUGGCUCCAUCAUCUGCUUCAGCCUGUUCUUCGUCUGCAACACAGCCACUGUCUACAAGAUCUGUGCGUGGAUGCAGCUGGCUGCGGCCACAGGCCUGAUGAUCGGCUGCCUGGUCUACCCAGACGGCUGGGACUCAAGUGAGGUCCGGCGCAUGUGUGGGGAGCAGACAGGCAAAUACACGCUGGGGCACUGCACCAUCCGCUGGGCCUUCAUGCUUGCCAUCCUCAGCAUUGGAGACGCUCUCAUCCUCUCCUUCUUGGCCUUCGUGCUGGGCUACCGUCAGGACAAGCUGCUCCCUGAUGACUAUAAGGCCGACGGAAAAGGUAAUUCUCUCUACCCCAGGGAGCCGAGGCUUCCUCUCUGCCAGUUGCCUGAGGUGUGUCCCCUGGCCAAGGGUGGGGACACCAAGACCAGUCAAACACAGCUCCUGUCCCAGAGCCCAAGGGGGAGGCUGCUGGUGGAGAGAGGAGCAAUAGGGGAGCAGAGGGAUGAGCUGCUUUGGAAGGAGGAAAAGCAGGUGAAGGUGCAGAUGUGA